UUUAAACAUAUUGAUACUAUCACAAAAGUUAAUUAUGUGUUUAUGCUACAUUUAGCAGACAUGUUAAACGUCACUAUGAACUUUUCUUUCGUUGGUACCUGGGGUUAUUUAAGUAAUAAUUCACAGUGGACUGGGAUGAUUGGAGAGUUGACAAGAAAACAUGCGGAUAUUGGAGGUACGCCGCUGUUUUUCACUAGUGAUAGAGUGCCUAUCAUUGAUUACAUAGCAAUGACGACGCCUACAAAGUCAAAGUUUGUCUUUCGACAGCCGAAACUUUCGUAUAUCACCAAUGUUUACACUUUGCCGUUUAACACGGGGGUGUGGUUGGCUAGUAUGGCAAGUGUGGUGAUUACAGCAGCCGGGUUGUAUGUGGGAGUUAAGUGGGAAUGGUACAAACGCAGAAAAUACGUUGCAUAUACAAAUGUCUCAAACACAGAUGAACUCCAAGAUGAUCCUGUGGACGUUGCUUUCGUAGCUUUUGCUGCAGUUUGUCAACAAGGUGCAAGUGCAAUUCCCUUCAGCAUAACCGGACGCAUUAUUACCAUUUUAAUGUACACGUCUUUAAUGUUUCUGUAUACUUCAUAUUCUGCUAAUAUUGUUGCCCUCUUACAAUCGUCGUCUACAUCAAUUCAAACCUUAGAGGAUUUGCUUAAAAGUCGUCUGCAGGUUGGAGUUGAUGACACUGUAUUCAACCAAUUUUAUUUUCCGAAUGCUUCUGAACCUGUAAGAAGAGCAAUAUAUCGCCAGAAAGUGGUACCACCUGGUCAGAAACCAAGAUUUUUCCCAAUUGAAGAAGGAGUUCGCAGAUUGAGAGAAGGAUUGUUUGCUUUUCAUAUGGAAACAGGAGCCGGGUAUAAAAUAGUGGGCGAAACUUUGGAAGAUGAAAAGUGUGGUUUGAAAGAGAUACAGUUCCUGCAGUUUAAGGAAAAUGCAUGAAAGUGGUAUUCAAAACCGUGAGGUCUCAUUGCUCUACACCAAACGACCAAUAUGUAUGUCCCGUGGUAGUUCGUUUAUGGGUGUCGCCAUCGUGGAUUGUUAUCCUGCUGCGUUGGUCUUUGUCGUUGGCAUUAUA
Molecule: messenger RNA, 1072 nt
Organism: Dalotia coriaria
Lineage: Eukaryota; Metazoa; Arthropoda; Insecta; Coleoptera; Staphylinidae
Product: probable glutamate receptor
Cellular component (GO): membrane
Molecular function (GO): ligand-gated monoatomic ion channel activity
Source: RefSeq, a predicted model, not a curated record